CCGGGAUUUAGCAAAACCCAAAUUAUACUCCAUGCGAAUUAGGUUGAGUACGAAUGAACGAGUUUUGACAGUUGAUGGUUUCUACGCAAGAAAGGAGUUUGUUUUAAGGUUCAAUAAUUGGUCACCCAGCAGCAUCAGACACAUGUUUUCGGUUUAAACAAGUGAAAGAAGUCAAAUGGGAUUUCAGUAAUUGAUGAGGAUGACAUAGACCAUCUUUCUUAAAGUCCACUCCAGUACUAUGGCCUCCAAAACAGAAGAAAUAUCUAAUCGGGAGCAAGAAGGUGGCCAAGUGUAUGUAUGGCAGGGCUAUACCGGGAAUGUGGAACUUGUUUCCUACACGACCUUCCUCACCCGCCCGGUGUGGCGUGUCGCUCUCGGGGAGGAGCACUCCCUGGUCCUCACUCGUGAUCAUGCCCUCUAUGCGCUAGGGAGUAACACCCAUGGGCAACUGGGGCUUCCCGCUCUGAGUGCAGAGUAUUCAUUUGACCCCUGUCUUGUUGAAAAGCUUUCAGGAGUAAAUGUCACGGAAAUAGCCUGCGGUAACCACCAUUCUGCCUGUGUAACUGAGGAUGGAUGUUUGUACCUAUGGGGAGAGAACCGGACAGCUCAAUGUGGACAUGACCCAAAUUUGCACUCCAAAGUUGUCUCUCCUGAAUUGGUAGAGCUCGUUUCCCCAGGUUCUACUUGUCAACAUGGAGUUGUCUUUCCUGGCAAGACAGAAAAAUCUAAAAAUGUUGUCUGUGGUUUUCUGCACACUCUUGUUCUUUCACAGAACGGAAACCUUUGGACUUGUGGGUCUGGUCCCCAGCUUGGCUUUGGUGAGGAUGCUUCAAGCUGGAAACCAAAGAGACUUGAAGAAUUUUGUGACAAAACUGUGAUCAGUAUUCAAGCGGGUGAUGGUCAUAAUAUAGUGCUUGUGCAAGAAGUUUCAGAAACUAAAGAACAUGAUAUGGAUAUCAAUUUGAAAGAAGAAGUCGAAACUGAUAAUGUUGAGAUUGUCUGUUCCAAAUGUGCUGGAGAAGUUGAUAAUGAUGCACAUGAAAGAAACGAGGGUGCAAUAAAAAAGAAAGAACAAUCUGUUACAACUGCAGGUGAUGCUGUUGAAGCAAAAGCAGACAGUCAAGAUGAACAUCAAGCACAAGGAAAAGAGUUGGUGAAAAGUGAAGAUGGAAAUACUAAAACAGUCGAUGACAGAGCUGUGACUACAACAGAUGAAGAUGAAGUUAAAACUACUACAACAGACAUAGAUGGAGUUGAAAGUAAACCAGAGAAUGAGGAUGUUUGUGAUGCGAAUGAUGUGAUCAGGAAAAGUGAAAUUAAGGAAGAAAUUGAGGGUCCAAAAGUUGCUGAAGCAGCUGCAAAUGCAGAUGACGACAUAUGGAAAAAGCGUGAUGACAUAAGCGAGGAUGUGGUUCAGAAGCGAAGAAGGGUCGAUGUAGACCUUAUGACAUUGAGUGUUAGCAGUGACAUUUCUGUUAACAGUUCUGGUAGUAGACUUUCACAUUCCAAGAGUAUCUUAGAUGAAGCUGGGGCCCGACAAUUCUUAGCCAGGCAGUUUCAGGAUGAUGAUGAAUUAGAGCCAGCAGUGCGACCCACGAUACAAAUUGCACGGAAAGAAAUGGAGGCUGCAAAAGCUGUUACGACAACAAUGGCUCCAGCUUCACCAGGAUCAUUUAUGGUGACGAAUAUGAUGAGCUCAUUAACCAGCCAGGUAUCAACGAUGACCAGCAAAGCUUUUAGUAGCUUUUCAAAGAUUGGAUUUCAGUAUGGUACAGAGAGUGUAGAAACCACUCCAGAUUCUGUAGGUGAACCAUCAAUUAAGAAUGUUGCGGAUGACACUGUGUCAGAAAAAUCUGAAAGUGAACCAUCCGAAAAAGUGAAACCAGAAAUGUCAGAGACUAAUAGACUGAAGAAGGUAAACAAUUCUACAGCUGGGGAAAGGGACCUUGGAAGUACAGAAUAUAUAAAUCUUGAUAAUUCUGGUUCGGAACUAGGAAACCUUGCAAUGAGUGAUGAGUCCAUAAACAUGAGUCAGUUGUCACUGCCAGAGUCAGAGAUAAGUUAUGAAAGUAGUAGUUCACAAGAUUUGGCAAAAAGAAUAGCUUUACAACAGAGUACAGGCUCCCUUGAUGAUUUAGAGGGACAGAAAGGCAGUUCUGGGGAUAGGAGUCUUGAGCCAAAAAGUCCUGUUAAGAAAGUAGAGGAGAAUGCUAGAAGGUCUGUGAGUAAGGAACCGCAGUCGAUACGAACUAUUGAAGCAAAACAGGAGAACUUGAAAAAGAGAUCAUUGAGUCUAAAUGCUGCCAAAGAGGAAGAAGAGUCUGGUAAAAAGCAACCAAUUUUCUCCAACAAGACAGAGGUUUGGGGAUGGGGACGGAACUCCCGGGGUCAAGUAGGGGUCGGAGAUAUGUUGGACAGGGACCGCCCCUCGUGUAUCCAGAUUCUGACAGGACGGAGAAUUGUGAAGGUGGCAUGUGGGGCUCAGCACACAGUGGCCAUCUCAUCUACAGGGGAGGUGUACAGCUGGGGUCACAAUGAGAGUGGACAGCUUGGCCACACAGAGCCACUACCAACCUCUCCUGCUAGAGUUCAGCUGUCUGAUGAAAGUGUGGUCUGGGAUAUUGGUGCGGGGUCAAAUCACUCCUUACUGUUGGUUGAUAUGUCCCCCACCCAGGAGACAAAAGCUGAAGUCUUCUACUCAGGCAAACACCCAUGCAAAGACCUUUAUGUGCCAAUCUUCAAAACAUCAAAGUUCACACACCUGAGCAUUCUGUCAAGAAAGGUAGGCUGGAUUAGCCAUGUGGCCACAGGUGGAGAUAACUGUGCAUGUAUAUCUCUGGCUGAUAUCCCUUCAACAAGUGCCAACUACACACUUACCCGGCACCUCAGAGCUAUGCACAGGCGACUUCAUGCUAUCGGCCAGAACUGUGUCAAGAGAAUACAGAUAUCAGGGUUCUUAACAAGUCUUACUGUUCACCCAUACAAGAAGAUGUUGACCAGGUUUAUGAGGCUGUUUAUGGAGCUCUCUGAUCAUGUGGGAAGUCUGUCUGUGGAGCUAACAGAGCUGCUAUGCCAUGGGGAGCCUCUAACAUCAGCCAGCUUCUUUACCCACUAUGAAGUUUACCUGGAGAAACUCAAGGCAUACUCCAUUGUCUUUGAAGACAUGAUUGCGGCCUCUGGCUACGAGUAUGCAACCAAAAAUUCUGGGUCACUGUUUGAGGGAAUCCAGGAGUUUUAUGGGGAGAUGUUACCUGCUGUCACCCUAGAGGCAAAACCUGACCAUACGGCGAGGUUCCGGGAACUUAUGCAUACACCCAUAAGUCUUGUACGCGGCCUCUCAGAUAGUGUCAACAAGUUUGCAGACAUAUUUGAUAAGAAUGCCAAAGAACACAACUUGGUGAAGAGAGUACACCUUCACCUUGAGCAUUUUCUUCGCCUCUCGACAUCACAUGUGGCUGAUGCGGACAAGACUAAGUUGUUCUGGGAAUCUGCUCCAGCCAAACUCACAGAGAGUGUAUGUAAGCCAGCACGUCGCCUGAUCAAGGAAAGCAAAUCCAGCCCCCUCACCCUGACCAGUGCUGGCAGAUUUUCUACCAACAACUUCUACCUGUUUAAUGACAUCUUCAUACACUCCCAGUACUCCAGUCAUCAAACCUACCCACUGGAGACAGUGUGGAUAGACGCACCCACUUCUGAUUCAGCCAAUCAGCAGUAUGUUUUAACCAUAACAACACCAGAAGAUGUCCUGACUGUGUACGCUCCCUCAGCUCAGGGCAAGACAGAGUGGCUGAUAGCUUUCAACACAGCAAUUAACAAGGUCUUGGCUAGUCAAAAAGCUGUGAAACGUCAGGACAGCGGCGAGCGUGUUCACACGCCUGUGGUACGCCUUGCCAGCUACACUUUCACAAAACACUUACUCUACAAGGAUGCUGCGUAUAGGGGAUACUGGCUAAAUGGGAAAAUACAUGGAUAUGGUGGGAUGGUCUGGAAAGAUGGCAGGAAGUACAAGGGCAAGUUCAAGCAUGGAUCGAUCACGGGGUCUGGUAAGAUGACCAUCUUGAAAGACAACAAAACUGAAGAGAUACAGGAAGGCAUGUGGAAGGAAGCCAAACUUCACGGCCAUGCAAAGAUACUGUAUAGCAGUGGGGAUGUGUAUGAAGGUCACUUCAAGGAGGGAUUACGUCAAGGUCAUGGGGCGUACAGAAAGGGCAAGGGGCCCAGUACAUUCGCUUACAUCUAUGUUGGAGAGUGGUUGUUUGAUCAUCGCCAUGGUUAUGGUGUGCUCGAUGACGUGCUGCAUGGAGAGAAGUAUCUGGGCAUGUGGCAAGAAGAUCAACGCCAUGGUGAUGGCCUAGUUGUAACACUGGAUGGAAUGUAUUUUGAGGGCAACUUCCAGCAGGGAAAACUUGUGGGUCGAGGUUUGAUGUUGACUGAUGAUGGUAGCUGCUAUGAAGGGGAGUUUAAUGGAAUCACCCAGCUGCAUGGAAAGGGCAUUCUGAGGUUUCCAGGUGGUGACCGGAUAGAGGGGACAUUCUUAGGCACAUGGAAUCAAGGCCUGAAGGUGUCUGGGAUGUUCCACAAGGCGGCCCCACCUCCAGUAAGGCAUUCAUGGACUAGCACAACACAGAAGGUCCCCUCUAGUGACUAUGGUCAUCUGUGUGUGAAGCCGGACCGAAAGUGGGAGGAGCUGUUUUACCAGUGCUUUGGGUCUCUGGGGUACAGUGGAGAAGGGGAACCUAAUACUGCCCGUGCCUGGGACCUUGUGGUGGCUUGUAUAGUGGCUGGAAAACAGGCCAUCACCCCGAAAGGGAAAAGUAGUUUGACCAGUGGACAGCGGAUAGAGUUGAGUACCCUUGAGCGACUAGAACAGGUGCCUACCCACAGCCUUGAUGUUCUAACAGCAGAGCAGUUCACUAUUGUACAGAAAUAUCUGAACCUGGCAUUUGGCACCACCCACCACCCGCUUGGCCAGUUGUUGUUCAGCCUGGUGGAGAUGUUCAGGGCAGCGUACGUGGGUAUUGGGGCUCAUCCUCGCCUCCUCAUGCACGCCAUACAGGAGAUACGGUCAUACACUAACCGGAUAUACAGGGUCUGCAGGAUCCUGUUUCCAGAGUUACCAACUGAUGGGAAGGCAACAUACCUGUACCCGGAGAAAUCCAACCGUGCGGGAACCCCAUUCAGUGACUGUGGGGGCUUCAUUCAGAGACAAGUAUCAGAGACAGAGGAAGAGGACUACCCUGUGUGUGUUAUGUCAGCUGCUGGUAUCCUUCACACUGCAUUACUGCCCCGUAUCUACCCAGCCUUGUUUGACUUGUAUGCCUUGUACUGUGACCGAGACGAUGAGCGUUACUGGGAACGUACACAGAAACUCAACCGCCAGGGUGACAUGGCACUUAUGGCGUACCUCGGCAUUGAACAGCAGUUCUGGUGUUUCAAUGAAGACUUGUUCAAGAAAAAGGACACGAGGCUGUCCACUAUUCGAGACCACAGUUAUGCACAAGCCAUAGAAAUCCUACAGCAGAUUAGCACAGCAUUUUGCCCCCUUGAGAAGCUGGAAGUCAUUGAACGAACAUUCCUGGCCAUUACACAGGCAGUGGAAGCGGAGAUGGGAGGGAGCCACACCUGGUGUCUGGACGACCUGUUCCCAAUAUUCCAAUAUGUCGUGAUACGGGCCCGUAUCCACCACCUCGGGGCUGAAGUCGCCUUCAUUGAUGACCUGAUGGAGUCACAUCUAGAGUUUGGGGAGCUUGGGAUCAUGUUUACAACUCUUAAGGCCUGUUACUUCCAGAUUCAGAACGAGAAAGUUCCUAUUCAUUGAAGACUCGACAUCCUGCAUACCUGACCAUGUACUAAGAUACAUGCAUGCUGUAUAUAAUCACUUUUACUUACAUGAAAUAUUUGCGUAAACAUUAAUAAUGUAUGUGACUAUAUGUUUUACUGUCAUCCUGUCAGAACCAGGUACAUGGAUGUUAAUUUCCCAACUUUGUUAUUGUUUUGCAUAAUAUAAAGCUUUGCUUGUUCUAGUUUAAAUAUACCGGGUAAAGGGAUGUCAAUUUCUCAGCUUUGUAGAUAUUUUACAUAAUAUGAAACAGAGGUUCAAUUUGUUUGAAAUAUUUUGAUGUGUUCAUUGUAUGCUGUACAUUGGAAUAUUCAUAUAUCCAAAUACCAGUUGAAAACUUGUCAUAAUUAUUUUGCAAUUACAUAUACCUUUAUUUGAUAAUUCAUAAUUUGAUACACACGUGUCUCCAUUCUUGUGCCAUAUUUACAGAUUUUAAUAUCAACUCGUAAGCCAUGACAGUUCAAGGAUAAAAGGAUCCCUGGUGAACACUUUCAAAAGUGUACUCUGUGUUUCUGUGUUAAUAAUUGAUCCUUGAAAUUAUUCAUUGGCGAACAAUUUUAAAUAAUUGUAAAAUUAUUAUUAAGCCUAGUAUAUGCUUUGUCAUUGUUUAAAACAAAAAACUUAUCCAUGACCUCCUUAGUUUUUUUAUGUAAUGGAUAGGAAAGGUAGCUAAGGUUAGAAUUUUAAGUCACAAUUUUGCCUGGUUUUCUAUUCAGAAAAUGAGAUGUUCUAAUACAUGUAGUGGUAUCUUUGUCGCCAUUCGCAGUGUUAAGGGCCUGCAAAAAAUUAAACCUUCGUAAUAACUUAAAAAGUGUUCCACAUAUUCAAGUGAAACUUGGUACACAUGUUGCAAGGUUCAAAAUCUUAUGCACAAAUAAAGUAAUGGAUAUUACUCUGAAUUUAAUAAUUUAUGGGUAAUUCCCCUUUCCAAAUUUCGAACAAGCAAGCCACCAUUGGCAUUGGCUUCACAGCGUGCAAUUAGAUAGUACAUUGCCUCUCAGUGUAAUGUCGAGUGCUCACAAUCAGUAUCUCAAGCUUGUACACAUUCAUGGACGUCAUUCAUAGAAUUUUUUUAAGAAUUUUAUACUUAGAAGGCUCGAGGCGUUAGAUGGAAACACAACACUUGUCAGAUGAUCAGUAUCCUUGAACGCUCAUUAUUGUGGCUACAUCACAAGUAACACCACAUUUUCUCAGCGUUAAACGUGUCAGCCAUUUUGACUGUGACAGAUCAGGGUGGAUAUCGUAUAUUUCUCAGAUCCAGCAGAAUUGUCCAUGACUUAAUCAUUUUUGUCGUUGUUUUUUGCAUUCAUUUACUUAUUGGUUAUGUAGCUUUUUUUAUUAUUUGCUAAACAUUUACUUAAUUUCAUAUAUGUAUGGUAUAUUUUUAUUUAGGGACUAAUGUGGUAGUAUAUUGUCCUACAUGUAGUUGUAAUGUCCAUAGUCCAAAACAAAAAUAAUGAAUUUCUGUCCAUUUGCUUGUUUUAUCACGGACCUAUGAACCAGUAUAGAACCGUGGUUGUAUAUCAUAUUUAUUUGAAAGAAUUGUGGUCAAGUUAACUGGUUAAAAACGGACAUAUUUUUAUUUAUUUUCGAACUAUUUCCCUAGUCUGUUUUUCGAAGGAAAGGGUCUGUGUAACUUGUAAGCCGUGGUGUGUGGUGUCGUUGUCCUAGUCUGUUAUGUCAAAGUGGAACUACUUUAACCUUGGCAAUUACUCAAAACGUGUUCAAGUUAUAAUUUAUAUUUAAUGAAACUUGGCGUUCAUGUUGCCACAAACGAAAUGCAUAUGUACAGGAAUUCCCAUAACUCUGGCGUAAAUAAUCAUUGAGUUACGUCUCUUGUAUAACAACGAACACAUCCACUGCCACGCUGUUGUAAGAACUACCCCAGCUACAUGUACAUGCUGUUAUUAUGCUUGUAUUGUUCAUGUUAUUGUCUAUAUACUCAGAUUAGAACCAUAUGCUUAUUAACACACUGUGAUAUAUUGUAAAUAAAAAUAAAGGGUGAUAAUGAUAGGAUAUGGCGCGGAUAUAUCGUACAUUGACGUUCUUUAAGAAUGAUUUUGUAUUAGUGCUUAAAUUAAAUGUGCUCAUAAUAUUUGCUCGUUUGUUUUGCGAAAAAUAAAACAGGUCUUGUCAUCAAA
Molecule: messenger RNA, 7980 nt
Organism: Mya arenaria
Lineage: Eukaryota; Metazoa; Mollusca; Bivalvia; Myida; Myidae
Product: alsin-like
Exons: 35
Coding region: 239-5818 (1859 amino acids)
Source: RefSeq, a predicted model, not a curated record